Messenger RNA from Harpegnathos saltator (Jerdon's jumping ant), 784 nucleotides. RefSeq names its product QVR superfamily protein crim (gene crim). NCBI's taxonomy places the organism in Eukaryota, Metazoa, Arthropoda, Insecta, Hymenoptera, Formicidae. The transcript is spliced from 3 exons. The coding region runs from base 146 to 607 and encodes 153 amino acids. Gene Ontology annotation, biological process: positive regulation of voltage-gated potassium channel activity; sleep; regulation of synaptic transmission, cholinergic. The record is from RefSeq and is a predicted model, not a curated record.
ACAGUCUUUGUUAAUAUGUCAUCAGUGUCUAUACUGUCUACAGCAUUGUAGCUUGGAAUCUCCGGAUAAUUUUGUGUCAUACGAGGAUAAACAAAAGUAUAUUCAAUAGAAAACUCUCUGUAAAUAUUUCAUUAUAAUAACGAGAAUGUUAUAUCUCACAAUUUUCGUUUGGAGUAUUUUAGUGUGCCAAGGAAACACUUUGUACUGUUAUAGAUGUAACAGUAAUCAUCCCGGCUGCGGGACACCUUUAAAUUGGUUAUGGUAUUGGGGAGAGACUUGUCCAGAGUAUGAUGACAAGUGUGUAAAGAUAAUCGAGCGUAAAGGAGCUGAGACAGUCAUUACACGUGAAUGUUUGAGUUCUGUACGUAGCUUCAGAACAGAUAUUCCUGCUGAUCAUUAUGAAGGUUGUAGACCUGCUGCUAAAGAUGUGCGAUUGGGGCAUUAUGUCAAUAACACCAUUCACCAGUUAGAUAUUCACCGUGAUUAUUACGAUGAGGUUACAUGGUGUUUCUGUUAUUUUGAUCACAGAUGUAAUAGCGCAGGGAAUAUUGCUGUUUCGAUGCUACUUGUAUUUCUAGGAACUCUUACGUACUAUUUUACAUCUUGAAAAUGAAUUUCAAACAAUUUUCGCCAAAUAUCUCUUGCAGAAUCUCAUAUUUACUUUUUAUACUUAUGUAGAAUUAAAAUUAACUAUUUGGCAUAUCAAUUUUAUUGAUUUAGAUUAUAUAUGAACUUAUAGAUCUGUUAUAAUUUUGAUUAUAAAGAACAUGCAUCUAUAGCACUU